Aphidius gifuensis is the source of this 2330-nucleotide messenger RNA. RefSeq names its product carbohydrate sulfotransferase 11-like. The record is from RefSeq and is a predicted model, not a curated record. NCBI's taxonomy places the organism in Eukaryota, Metazoa, Arthropoda, Insecta, Hymenoptera, Braconidae. The transcript has 7 exons. Gene Ontology annotation, cellular component: membrane. Gene Ontology annotation, molecular function: sulfotransferase activity. Gene Ontology annotation, biological process: carbohydrate biosynthetic process. The coding region runs from base 536 to 1660 and encodes 374 amino acids.
AUAUGUUCUCAGUGUGGUUGUAGGCGCAGCAUCAGAAAGAACCUAGCAUCGUCAUCAUCAUCCUCCCUGUAGUCUGAAGAAUAAUAAUAUAAAAAUACUAACAAUACCAACACACGUUUCUCGUCACUUUUAGUUUGCUCAGUUUGUAUCAGGCAACUGGAGGAUGCCUCCAUGAACACAUCAAUAAUUCUUCCGUUCUAAUAUUCAAUUAAAAUACAUAUACUGAAUAUAUCAAAUUAAUUAUUUAAUAAAAUAAUUAUCAAGUGACAAAUUAUUAAUUAAUUUAAAAAAAUUUCAUUCAUUUAUUUAUUUAUUUAUUUAUAAUUAUUUUUAUCAACAUUAUUAGUUUAUAAUAUAAAUUCAGUGAUAAACAGUGAAUAUUAUUAUAAAGUUUUUUUUAUAUUAAUUAAGUUUUUUAUUAUAAAAAAUAAAAGUGAUUUUAAUUUUGAAACAAAAACAUUAUUGAAAAUAAUUAAAACAAUUCAAGUCGCUGUAUUAACAGCGUAAAUGAUAUUUGGAUUUUUUAUUUGGGCGUAUGUCCAUUGAAGUACGAUAUGAAUACAAAAGAAAAAAUAAUUAUCGUGAAAAGAUGACACCAAGAAGACAUGUCCUUGCUGGACUCAAAAGGACAAUUAUUGCAUUUAUUUUACUUGCAAUUAUUAUCCUAGCAAUAACAAGUCAGGAUAGCACAAGUAACAGCAUACACUCAUCUCAAGAAAAAUAUACCUCACAAUCAAUAGAAGAAAAAUUAUAUGAAUUAAAUUCAGUUGCUGAAACUGAAGAACGUCUUGCUGAGAGAAGAAAAUAUUUGACUGAAAAAUGUGCUGAAGCUGAACUUGAUCGUCCUGGAAAUGAUUCAAUUCACAAACCAAAUGCAUGGGAAUUUUUUGUUAAUCGUGAUUAUCAUCUUAUUUGGUGUAAUGUAUUCAAAGCUGCAUCAACUUCCUGGAUUUAUAAUUUUAAUAGACUUGCUGGAUAUAGUACCCAGUUUUUAAAAUCAUCAAAAGCAGUACCAGUGUCUCUUGCACGACAAAGAUAUCCACGACCAACUGCUGAAGAAUUAGCUAAUUAUCUCAAUGACUCAGUGAGUUUUUUAAUUGUAAGACAUCCAUUUGAACGUUUAUUGAGUGCCUACAGAGAUAAACUGGAACAAAGUUUACCAAAUACAUUUCACAGUAAGCUUGGUGUACGAAUUGUUAAUCAGUAUAGAAUUAAAGAUCGUAAAAACAGAAUAAAACAUUCACCAAGAUAUCCAACAUUUGAAGAAUUUGUUAGAUGGUUAUUGUGUGAAUGGCGAGCUGGUAAUGAAUUAGAUAUGCAUUGGACACCUGUUUUACAAUUUUGUACACCAUGUCAAGUUAGAUUUGAUAUUAUUGCCAAGUUUGAAACUCUCCAGGAGGAUCAAAAUUAUUUAAUAAGACAUGUUCAUCUUGAACACAUUAUAAAACCAGAAUGGAAAAAUCCAACAAGAGGUCCACAAACAAGGGAUGUUAUGAAAAAUUAUUUUCAACAAUUAACUAAAGGUCAAAUUGCUGAUCUUUAUGACAUGUUCAAAUAUGACUUUGAGCUAUUUGAUUAUUCACCAAAUGAAUAUUUAGAAAUUGGCAAACAACAACCAGCUCCAAUAGAAUGUAAAAAUGGAAAAAUAUCAUCGCUAUAAUUAUCAUUUAUUUUUUUAAAUAAAUCUUUUUUAAAAAAAUAAUUCGCAAGAAACUUAAUAAACACAACGAACGAUCGAAUGAAUAAAAAAACAACAAAAAAAAAUUGUAUUUACUUAUUCAAGUUUUCCAAAGAUACUUUAAAAUAGUAUUUAAACAAAAAAAAAAUAUAUAAAUAAUCAUUUCCACAUUUUUGGAUGAUUUUUUUAUAUGCUGUGAAUUUGUAGAAGAAAAAAAAAAUAAUAUUAUUAUUCCAAAAAGAAUGAAUGACAUCAUCAUAAUUAAUUUUUAAGUAGAUCAACAAUAAAAAGAGAAUUAAAUUAAUUUAGUAAUUAAUAUCUCGCUAAUUAUGCACAAUAUAAAUGUAAAAAAUUAUUUACAGUUAAUAAGUCAAUAUUUAUAUAACAAAAUAAAUAUUUAUUUAAUUUUUUUUUUGUCCAGUUAUUAAUCAACAAGUAUUUAAUUUGUGAUACUUUAUUUAUUUUUUUUUCAAUUUAAAUAUAUAUAUUUAGACUUUGAUUAUUAUUUUUUGUUGUUCAAUACUUGGAAUAAAAAUUUAAAAAUAAUAAUAAUGCAAUAGUGCCUAAGAAGUGAUCAACCACCUUGUUGAAAUAAUUUUUUACUGAUUGCUUAAUCAUCAACAGCAACAAUGUUAAAUAAAUAAUUAAUUAA